This is a messenger RNA of Funneliformis geosporum, 123 nucleotides long. Lineage: Eukaryota; Fungi; Glomeromycota; Glomeromycetes; Glomerales; Glomeraceae. The record is from the annotation of a GenBank genome assembly.
AUGAGUAAAGACGAAAGUAUUUCUGAUGAUUUACCUGUUUCUGAAACUUUUGAAGAUUAUUUUCUGCUGAAAUAUAAACUAUAUCAAGAUGAAGAAGAGGAAGUUCAACAUAUCAGAAACUGA